Molecule: messenger RNA, 2142 nt
Organism: Suillus clintonianus
Lineage: Eukaryota; Fungi; Basidiomycota; Agaricomycetes; Boletales; Suillaceae
Exons: 15
Coding region: 222-1856 (544 amino acids)
Biological process (GO): nuclear membrane fusion involved in karyogamy; karyogamy involved in conjugation with cellular fusion
Cellular component (GO): endoplasmic reticulum membrane
Source: RefSeq, a predicted model, not a curated record
GCUGAUAUUAAAAAAUGGCCCACAUCAGUGGCAGGGCUCGGCCUGCUACCCUUCGUGAAGCUCCGACUCCCGCGAGAUGGCAGCGGAUCACAUGAUGAUGGUGUCGGCAUUUACCAUCGGACAUUGUACAACUUCCCUGUCUCUCGCCUCUACUCCCUCGAUCAGGAUCCCGAUAGUCCAACAAUUUUCUCACUCACGCAUAAUUAUAUAUCAACAGGCCGAUGUCAAAGGCUUCCAGGCUCUUUGCAUUCACAUUUCUCGUCCGGUGCUGCAUCGCCUGGUCAUGGUCACGUCAAUCUCCGGAUCAAUUACGCAUCAUUCAGUCUGCUAAGCAUGAUACUCCCGCAUUUUCAUCUCAGAUAUAUGCUGAGCUAUCCCACGAAGAGACCGACCUGAUUUCCAAACACAUUGGCGCAUUCGAUGGAUAUAUGCGCAAAAAUGACUGUUUUCAAGACGCUGCAAAGCACGCACAAGGUCGUUGCGAGGAGUCUCACAUGAGCGAGGAUGAACGCAUACAAGUCGCUAUCAGGCUCACUCUAUGUGAACUUGCCACAGCCCGCCAUCAUACAUCACCUCUCGAGUGUUCUCCAUUUACUAACAAUGUCGGAUCACACAUCCCGCAUCAUGCGGUAGGUGACUGUGUCGACGCACUGUCCCGGAGCGCCCAGUUUUGGUCUAGCUACUCCGGGUACCUGCGAGAAAUCCCCCAGCUGUGUUUUGCGUUUCGUCGUUGGAUGGAAAUUGACACCGCAAAGGAUAUCUAUAGAAACAUAACGUUGGAGAAACUCACUCUAAUUCGCUUUAUCCUGGAACAGCAGAAGGGAUUCACAGCUGCGCGCCAGAACUGGGAGCGAUCAUCUACAGACCUGGGCGAUCUCAUCAGUGUGUUGAAGUCGACUAGCAGUCAUAUACGCGACGUCUCAGAUGUGACGUCCGCUUCCAUCAGUCAAAAUGCGGAAUCACUGUUCACAAAGAUGGAGACUACCUUGUCAGUUAUUAACCAGCGCAGCCUCGAUGAUCGUAUUCAUUCAUUAGACAAGGUUGACCGGAGGAUUGAUGAGAUGACAUCAAGUCAUUCAAAAGCCAUGUCGUCGUUGCUAUCGCUCGUCGAAUCGCGUUUGACCGCUGAAAUCGAAGAAAUCGCAUCAUUGAUGUUAGAGCAACGCCUUCAAUCUCGGGCAGUGGCGGACCAAGUUCAGCAUAAAUGGUCCGCGCUUGACGCGACUUUCUUUGCUAUGCGUGAUUCCUUCCACGACCUGCAGAGCGUGAUCGCAGGGCUUACAUUCUCCUUGGAGACCUCUCUUUCCCAAGUAGUGCAUGCACAAGAGAUUCAGCGAGAGGUCGCAGAGUCUGUUUCACAUCUUGACAACAGUAUCUCCCAACUCACGGAAGCCACUCACCGCGAACUUGAAGCAAUCAAUCAGACGGCCCUUGCCCUCAUUGACGACUUUCAACGCAAGUCAAAACACGAAGCAUGGCUAUUUAAUCUGCAGUGGCUUUUGCGUUUUGUCGAACCCACAUCAUUGCUCGGCCUCAAGACUUUUCAAGCCGCAACCAGUCUCCUGGUAUUCCUCUGGCGUCUUUUGGAAGUGGUACCGUCACUUCUCAUGACUAGCGUCGCAGUUUCCCGCAUCAGAAGUCAACUGUUACCCAAGUUCCAUGGUUCACAAAAGGUGCAGCCGAAAGAACGUUCAUGGCGUCUCGACUCUCACCUAGAAGAGAAUGUGUCGCCUGUCUCGAACGUCAGGCCUCUGCAAAGGAAUGACUAUUUGGACCCGCGGAUCAUUCGACGACUUGCUGGGCCUCGCGUGUCUCGUAUACCCGAUAGGAUCUGUCGUCAAACUACCCCUUAUUGAACGUCGUCGUCAUUGCAAUUCUGUCUUGUACUGUUUCUGAUCAUUAGUUCUUUGCGUCAAUUCAAAAGCACAAUGCACUCCAUGCAUCCCUAAACGUUCAGGCUGAGGAUAUUGCGCGAAACCAUUAAACUAGUCUUGUCUUGCUUGGAAGUAGUUUUAACGGGGCAUGCCAAUUGUGUGCGCGAGGCUCAAGGCGGCGAAGCUGCAGUAUACUACUGGCUUCUUGUAUGUGCAUGUAAAUGCUUAUUUAUUUAUUUAGUUAUUUAUUUAUUUACCAUGCCCCUCU